This is a messenger RNA of Symbiodinium pilosum, 2151 nucleotides long. The record is from the annotation of a GenBank genome assembly. NCBI's taxonomy places the organism in Eukaryota, Dinophyceae, Suessiales, Symbiodiniaceae.
AUGCUGCGCCGGGUCGUAUUACCUACUAAGCGACCGGAAUUUUACGUGGCAAAAAACACAGCCUUCGACAUUCUCUACCGAGAAUAUUACGUUCGAGUUUUCGGGCUGUGCCGCCGUUUGUUGAAUUCCCGUGAUUUGGCCCAGGAUGCGGCCCAGGAAGUUUUUAUGCGUGUUUACAAAAACUUUGGUAAGUACGAUGCAGAACAAUCGUUCUGGCAGUGGAUAGCAACCAUUGCCAACAAUCACUGUAUCGACCUGUUGCGUCAGCGUGGACGCUCUGAUGCGCUGUUCGGCGAUGAAACUGUCGAAAUGGAAGACAUCGCCGCUGUAGACGCACCCGUGCUGAGUGAUCUUAUUGCCUUGCAGGACGCGGACGCGCUGAACAACGCGAUUGCAGCGUUGCCGGAUAAAUAUCGGGUGCCGGUGGUGCUCGCCUAUUUUAAUCAGUUGAGUUACGACGAGAUAGCUGAACAGCUGGACAUCAGCCGCAAUCACGUGGGCGUGUUGCGGAGAUUUGCCAUGACUCAUCCGACGCCAUUACAGCUAUCGAUGUAUGCAGACAGUGCGCUAUCGACGGACGAAGCGAAUGUUGUUAUCAACCAUCUGGAUACGUGUGCGGACUGCCGGACUCUGCUGUCCGCUUAUCAGGACGAGGCUCAUCACCUCAUCACCGCGUUACAGAUUGAAGAAUCUGACGCAGCAGAAGAACUGGUGAUACCUAAGUUUUCGCGUCCCGCAAGUCUACGUGGGUUUGCGCUGGCUAAUCUGGCAACCGGAUUUGUGAUCUGGUCAGCGCAGUUUUUGUGGAAGACCAUAUUCGGUGAACUGAUAGUCAACGCGGCUGACUGGCUCACUUCAAUUUAUCUGCCCGACAUUUACGCAGUGGCGAGCCGCACUGUACUGUAUUUAAUAGAAGAGGGAACAGCCAUGUUCGAUGCUUAUCUUGGUUUCAUCGUUGUGAGUAUGUUGAUGAUCACCGCUUUGUCGGUUGUAUUGCUGCACAACAGGACACGCGCCACAGCAAGUCUGUUUGUACUCGCCGCAACGCUGGGGGCGGUCACAAUGCCUGCACCGGUAAGUGCACUGGAAAUCAGGCGCGACGAAAACAAGGUGACCAUUGCGGCGUCGGAGACCAUAAACGACACCCUGAUAGUUGCCGCGGAAACAAUCUCCAUCGAAGGCACCGUCACCGGUGACGUCAUAGCAGUUGGAGCGACCAUAGACAUCUCCGGUUCUGUUGGCGGUAACCUGAUUACGUUUGCGGAAACGGUGAAUGUUCGUGGCGAGGUAGGCGGACUUGCACUUGGCGCAGCAUCAUCUUACAACCUGAAAGCUGCCACAGUAGGGGGCGACUUAUGGGCGGCCGGUGAGACCGUAACGCUUGAUAGCGACUCCCGGGUGAAUCGGAACGCCACCCUCGCCGGCCAGAAAACGGUCAUUGAAGGGAACGUUGCCAGCGACGUGACUGCAUUUUCAGACAGCAUUGAGGUCAGCGGUGAUAUUGGCCAGGACCUGGAAGCUUUUGCCGGCCGGGUAAGGCUGCUGAGCGAUGCACACAUUACCGGCGACCUGCGCUUUCGCUCCGCCGACAAAGACAGACUGUUUCGUGCUGACAGCGCGCGGGUGGACGGCGAAGUCGAGUUUGUUGCCAUGCCCGAAGAAUUUAAAGAACAAAAUCGGUACGCCACGGUGCAGUUUUAUCUGUGGCAGAUCGCUCGCCUGAUAGCUGCGUUUUUGGUGGGUGUGGCGAUAUUCUGGCUGGUGCCGGGUUUGCGAUCGCUGUCUAUCGGCGCGGGUGUCGAAGGGCUUAAAUCUGCCGGUAUUGGUUUGCUGACGCUGAUCAGCGUCCCCAUAACGGCAGUGUUAGUAGCGGUCACACUUAUUGGCCUGCCGUUUUCUUUUUUUGCAAUUGCCGCCCUGCUGACGGGGGUAUACCUGGCAAAAGUAAUUGUUGCCGGUUUGAUUGGCCGAAUGGUGUUUGCUGAGGACAGUCGGCCAGUCCUGAGUUUGCUGGUUGGCUUAAGCAUCGUGAUCGUCGCCGUGAACGUGCCUUUUAUCGGUGGCAUCGUCAACUUUUUGCUGACCAUCACCGGUCUUGGUUUGCUGGUGCAAUAUCUGUUCGGACGGGUAGGUAAUCGUGAUGCGGUUUAA